Messenger RNA from Radiomyces spectabilis, 1243 nucleotides. Its product is annotated as HCNGP-like protein-domain-containing protein. The transcript has 5 exons. Gene Ontology annotation, cellular component: nucleus. Gene Ontology annotation, biological process: regulation of DNA-templated transcription. The record is from RefSeq and is a predicted model, not a curated record. Bases 197 to 1048 code for a protein of 283 amino acids. NCBI's taxonomy places the organism in Eukaryota, Fungi, Mucoromycota, Mucoromycetes, Mucorales, Radiomycetaceae.
CGCGCAUUAGUUGGGAAACAAAUAGUGUUGAUUUAUCUAUCCAUUUAUGAGUCAUUGGAUAUCUCGUGUAUGAAUUAUGUUGUUCUUUCUGAGGACCAAAAAUUCAAGGACGAAAAAAUUGACGAGUCACACCUAUUUUUAGGUGUCCGUGAACUCAAGCAUAAACCUGCACAAGUCCGUUAUCCACUUUAUUCUCAUGAGUUUAUUAGGCGGACUGGUCAAUUACUCAGACGACGAAGACCGAUCGUCCGACGAAGAAGUCUCCCAACCGCAAGUCCCUUCCACCUCCACCCAACCAUCGACUUUGUCCGCCGAAAAGAAACCCGAAGUACGUCCAUCCAGCCACUCAGCCUCCAAAGAGACUUUAGCAUCAUCGGUCGUCAAUGAAAAGAAAUCCUCGCAUGCAGCUGAUAACACUUCAAUGCCAGCACCAAUACCACCGUCUUCCAUGUAUCGUAUUGAUAUCGAUGAAUUGGAACGAGCUAGACAGCGCAAAGCAUUGUUGAAGGCAAAACCUAUCGAAGGUCUCGAUAACUGGGGAAUACUGCCAGAGCCAGAAGAAGAGUGCGAUCCUGACAGAGAAGCACAAAUCAUGCAUUAUCUGUCGCUGAGGGCGUCAGGACAUCGACUCAACGACCAUUUACAGCGGAACAAAGCGUUUCGAAAUCCACGUAUUUACACCAAACUGGUGGAGUUUGUAGAUGUCGAUGAAUGCGGCAGCAAUUUUCCCAAAGACGAUUACGAUCCGCAUGGAUUUCCCAAAGAAUCGUACAUUGACGGACUUUUGGAAGCCCAAGGUCGAGCCGCCGAACAACGCGCCAUGGCCCAACAACACCGGUCCAAUAUCCCUUUUGUCAACAGUUCUACCGUCUCCGCCAGCCCUUCCGUCAAGGAUCCCGCGUCUGCCAUGGCCGCCGCCAUGGCCACCGCUGCCAAAGUCGCGAGCCGGAUCGCCAAACCGCCCGUCAACUCGGGACCCGCCUCACCGGCCAAACGUAGCAAUAAAUGGGAUUCCACCGAAAUCGAGAAACGCCGGCAUCGCCCCUAAAAACCUUGAUCCUCUUCUUCCAUACACUACACAAAAAAAACUACAUCUUUACGCAUAUGUUCUUUACCGACUUAAAAGUCGGCUGUUUGAAACAUUUUAUUUGCUAAUCAUUUCUACAAGAGUUGCGCUAUCUUUUCAAUAACAUUGCGGCUCAUGCUUCAUAUUAAAUCCUUUUCAUAUGCUCUCGAUGGCCAU